CAAACUUGUUUACAAAACAUAUGAGAAUCUUGGGCUGAACAAGUCUACAAAAAAACAUAAAUGACUGUUUGCAGACAAAUAUGGAUGUUAUUCAGGAAGAUGUAAUUAUUGAAGUGUCUCCGAAUGAAUAUCGGACAUUGAUUUCUGUUGCAAAAUCCACGCAUCGGGCACUGAAUGCUGAGAAAGAAUCGUUAAUGAAAUGUAUUCAAGACGACACUAAGACUACUCUAAGAUGCUCGAAAACCAAAAUAAAUGGCACAAUCAAAAGAUCGGUUGAAAUCAGAGGAUCAACGCAGAGUAAUGUUGAUGCAGCUCGUCAGCGAAUCAAAACGAUCGGUGGUGGAAAUGAUAACUCUCAGCCCACUCACUUUACAUGCAUCAGAAUCACUGAUAAUUCAAUCAAAUUGAAUUAUUCGAAAUUCAAGGAGGAAAUAUCAAAAUUCGAUAAAACGACAGAAACACACAAACGGUCGUUUAUGAAGCCAGAAAAAUUGCACAUCACAUUUGGUGUAAUGAGACUCAACGAUGAUGAAAGCCGUUCAAAAGCUCAACAUAUUUUGACUGACUGUGUUGAAAAGAUGAUAAGGCCAAUCAAAGACAAAUAUGGAAAAGUCGAGUUCACGGCACAAGGUCUUGAAUUGAUGAAAGGAAAGCCUACUAAAGCCAAAGUAGUUUACGCACAGAUCGAAUCGGAAUCUCUGCAGCAAAUCGCCAAUGCCAUCACGAAAUCCUUCGUUGAAUCAGGGCUUGGAAAACGUGAAAGUAAUGAAGAUGCUGUGAAACUCCAUAUGACUGUGAUGAACGUGAAGUAUGUGCGACCAAAGAGGGUAAAUUCAUUUGAUGCGGCACACAUUUUCGACCAAUUCAAAGACUUCAAUUUCGGUCAUCAAAUUGUAGAACAAAUUUUGCUGGUGGAUAUGAAAGAAAGAGAUGCAGACGGUUUCUACAAAUGCGUAGCAAGCGUAGAUUUGUGAAUUCUGCAAAUUCAGUAUCACUUGAAGCUAAGACACCAUAGCCUUAUGUCAUGUUAAAAGAGUGCGGAUCUGGGAAACUGAUAAUGCGAUUAUUGAUCAUGCUCCCCCAACGCCAUCACAAUAACAAAUACGAAUUUAC
This is a messenger RNA of Bradysia coprophila, 1113 nucleotides long. Its product is annotated as activating signal cointegrator 1 complex subunit 1-like. Gene Ontology annotation, molecular function: RNA binding. Gene Ontology annotation, cellular component: nucleus. Gene Ontology annotation, biological process: DNA alkylation repair; regulation of DNA-templated transcription. Lineage: Eukaryota; Metazoa; Arthropoda; Insecta; Diptera; Sciaridae. The record is from RefSeq and is a predicted model, not a curated record.